Molecule: messenger RNA, 347 nt
Organism: Ostrinia furnacalis (Asian corn borer)
Lineage: Eukaryota; Metazoa; Arthropoda; Insecta; Lepidoptera; Crambidae
Product: elongation of very long chain fatty acids protein AAEL008004-like
Exons: 2
Biological process (GO): fatty acid elongation, monounsaturated fatty acid; fatty acid elongation, saturated fatty acid; sphingolipid biosynthetic process
Cellular component (GO): endoplasmic reticulum membrane
Molecular function (GO): fatty acid elongase activity
Source: RefSeq, a predicted model, not a curated record
GUGGCAUAACGUCUUUCUCACCGAUGAUAAACAAUGCAGUCCACGUCAUAAUGUACAGCUACUACUUACUGUCCGCUGAAGGAAGCCCUACGAUUAAGACAUACCUCAUUAGGUACAAGAAGUGGCUCACUAUUAUGCAAAUGAUCCAAUUCACAUUAAUGCUUGUGUACUCUGCGCAAGUAUUUUUACCGAGCUGCCCUGCUCCGCUUGGGGUUACGUUUAUGUACUUUCCAAACGUAAUCUUCGUAUACUACAUGUUCUAUGAAUUCUUCAAACAAAAUUAUCAAAAUGAAAAGGCUAAAUUAAACAAAAAUGGUGACGGAAUGUUUAACAAUAAAGAUAAGUGA